Molecule: messenger RNA, 2274 nt
Organism: Sparassis crispa
Lineage: Eukaryota; Fungi; Basidiomycota; Agaricomycetes; Polyporales; Sparassidaceae
Exons: 5
Coding region: 1-2274 (757 amino acids)
Source: RefSeq, a predicted model, not a curated record
AUGGCUACUCUCAUUAACCAACCUCCCAGCCCUACCCUCUCCGCGCAGACCCAGCACUCCGACUGGGCCCACGAUACGGAGCCUGCCAGUGCACGUUCCUCGUCCCUCACCGCGUUCACGCCCGAAUCAGAGUCAGAGUCAGAGUCCGAGUCCGAGUCAAAAGCCCAGAAGGAUAUCUACGAGACCAUAGCAACGGCGGCGGAUAAGUACAUGCUAGGGCCGAUGCCACUCGCGCAAUUCCUCGAUUUUCUGCCCCAGAAACACACGGCACGAAUGCCGACACACCGCGGAGCGUUUGACAACGUAUUUAGUGGGGACGUCGCCUCCAAUCUGAGAGCGGCCAUCAAGGACUUCAGCCGGUGCCCUGGUUUCGACGUCGACCCUUUGCCGCGCAGAGCGAACUAUCCCGCCUUUACACCCGCCAUCGUGUUCCUCGCAGACGGGACUAGAGAUGCAGCGGAACAGGAAUCACAACUGGACUACCACUCCAACGCGGAGCUGUUCAUCGAUAUCCAUGAUGCUGCACGGGGCGACUUCCUGUGCGACCCGCCUCCUGGCACAGAUCGCGCAACCCACAACUUCUUGCUGACGCGUGAGCAGGCGGAGGAUACAGGGCGUGAACGAGCCCGCUUGGCACUCGGGCGACACGUGCUGUGGGCGACGAACGUAUGUUCGCGCCAGUAUCGGCAGUUCUGCUUCACUGUCGCCCUCCACGGAUCAUCUGCGCGCCUGUUCCGAGUCGACAUUGGUGGAGCGAUCGCGUCCGAGGCGUUCGACUUGCGCGAGCGCCCGGAGGUGUUUUGUGAGUUUUUGUGGCGGUUCGCGCACGCGUCGAGCACCGAGCGCGGGUACGAUCCGACGGUGAAGCCGGCAACAGAGAGCGAGGAGGACCUCUUUUACGAUACUAUUGAACAACACGUCAGGGACCAGCUGGAGCUCGAUGACGAGGAGGACAUCUGGAAAGCGAUGGGACAGCACCAUUUGUCUGGGACGGGGCGCACAGCAGCGAUCGGCAUCGUGCUAGAGGACGGGCAGGUCGCGCGCUGCAUUGUAUCGUGCCCUGCCUCUGUGGGCUUCUCCUGGCAAAACGGCGGGAUGCGUGGGUUCUGGGGCGUCCUCGAUGGCAAGGUCAUCUUCCUGAAGGACACAUGGAUAGAGACGAAGCUUGUGGAAGAACCCGAGGGCGCUAUCCUCGAGCGGCUGCACAAGGCGGGGGUGCGCAAUGUUCCGAAGUUAUUGUACCAUGGCUAUGUCCCCGCGCGGCUGCCCACCGGGAAGAUGACACGGAGCCAAAGGGUGGCAAUGAAAGUAUUACAGGAGAGUCUCACGGACAAAUACCUCAACGCCGAGUGGGUCUGCCGUGGCGGCCGAGAUAUUGAGGAGCGCACAGUCGUCCACUAUCGUAUGAUCCUGGGCACGGUCGGGUAUACACUCCGUCGUUUCAAAGGCACGAAAGAACUGUUGCACACGACACACGAUGUAUUUCAAGCUAUGAUUGACGCGUAUGAGAAGGCGAAAACCUUGCACCGUGACAUUAGCAUCGACAAUGUCAUCCUCGUCAAGGAACCUGGAAGUGCUGUCCGUCGAGGGUAUCUCAUCGAUUGGGAGCUGUCCGCCCCAGUAAACGAACGUGGAGAGUCAACCCUCAUGCCUUCAGCGGGCACGGAUCCCUUCCUCUCCCAGCGUCUUCUUCAGGUGAUGAAGCCACAAUUAAUCCAGGACGACAUGGAAUCAAUGAUGUAUGUUGUCGUAUUCUGUGCCGUGAACUGGCUGUCGCACGACAUUCCCGACAUCGAGCGCGUAAUCCACGAGAUGUUCGAGGACGAAAAGGCGGAGAACCAACAAGAGCAGGGCAAAUUGAAGGAGUAUGUCUCGAUGGAUCCGGGAUCGGGGAAGGAAACGAACAAGACAACACGGCAAUAUGUGGAUCCCUCGCAGUUCAGGGCGCCGUUGUCGGUGUGGCUCAACACAGUCAUGAACUACAAUUUCCCGUGGGACAAGUUUAUAACGACAGCAGAGAAGCAUCGGUUUGAGGGUAAAUGGGAGAGCCCGCAGCCGCUGAACGAGUUCUGGACAGAGUUCCUGAAGACGCAGGAAUUGCCUGAGGAAGACAGGGUGAGCGGCGUCAAUUCCGAUAAAAUCAAGGUGUACACUGCGACGAAAGUAUUUGCACAUCGGGCUGCAAAACUUCCAGCCAAACGGAAAGCGCCGGCACCGCGGGGAACCGUCGACAUGGACAGGCCGACCAAGAGAGCCAGGAUCGGGGCCCGAUAG